Messenger RNA from Fonsecaea pedrosoi CBS 271.37, 3591 nucleotides. RefSeq lists its product as uncharacterized. Lineage: Eukaryota; Fungi; Ascomycota; Eurotiomycetes; Chaetothyriales; Herpotrichiellaceae. The coding region runs from base 1 to 3591 and encodes 1196 amino acids. The record is from RefSeq and is a predicted model, not a curated record. The transcript is spliced from 4 exons.
AUGUCAACUCCAGUGGUUGUUGACAUUGUGACAUAUUUUUAUCCGAUUGGGAACACACCUGCCGUCCACUUGACUCGAGGUCUUCCAUACAAGCAGUCUGCCAAUAUUCUGCUUUUAGGGUGUGGCGAUGUGCGCAACAUCUUGUUUACGGUCUAUUCCGACCAGCGUUCUGGCCGGAAACUAGACGUGACGUGCUGUGACAUUGAGCCCGCCGUCAUUGCGCGCAACAUCUUGUUGCUUACUCUCCUUUUAGACGAUGUCGACGGGUCCAAUGACGCUUCUAUAUGGGACAUAUACUAUCACCUGUGUCUGGAUACCAAGGCCUUGGAGUUGCUGGGGACCCAAGCCACAAAACUACACGAACUGGCGGCUUCAAUGCAGGGCUGGCAUCGUGGGCAAUAUGGCCGACAAUUCAGAUUUUGCGACGAGGGAACCCUAGCGAAGGUAAGGGAUAUCUGGGACACUUACCGCUUCACACGCUUGAAUCAGGACGACCGAGAACGUUUUCUCGAACGCUCAAAGGCGGCAAUGCAGAGGGCCAUGGAAAGCCGAGCGUAUCACCUCGGUGGCACCAGUUUUGUCAUAUCGGGCCUUCGAUCUGCAGCCCCCGUCGGCAUCGGUGCCAUUCAUGACGCCCCCAAGCUUCAUCAACACUAUUGGGACCACGGCAACACCGACAGGGAGGGAAAAGACCCGUGCAGAACCGACACGCCCAACCCGAUGUUUGUGACUGACAGGUCCACGCUCCACUACGGUACCGACCCAUUACUGGGCUUUCACCUUGCGACGGCCUAUACCCCACUCACGGAACAGUCACCGUUUCAUGCUGAGGUAAUGACGCAUGAUUCUUCCUGCUUUAGGGUUGUCGAGGCGGCACGGCUUCAGUUUCGGUCCUGGGCAAGGUCGCUUAGACAGUACCCUCCCUCUUGUCUUACAAUACGCUUUUUCGCAGGCGACGCCAUCUCCUUUCUAUACGCGCUGCAGCAAAAGAAAAUCACCCGAAGUGAGAGGGCCGCGGGCAUGUACCGCGAUCCCUAUCACGCGGAGCCGCUGGUCCUGGACGGCGAGGAAUACACGGACUCUGCUCGAGCACCGCUCACAUUCGACGUGAUUGAUACGUCGAACCUCCUUGACCACGUAGGCGCUUUGAACCUCCUUGUGGCCGCCGCGCCGAUGUUGGACGAGGGACGCUCCGCUUCCCUAUACACCGAAUCGCUGGUAAAGCAAGAGGAAACCCAUACGGCGUACAUUGACAGCCUUCUCAAGGGCCACUUCCCAACCAUCUCGACUUUGUUAGGUCUCUUCCCAGUCGAGUACUGGACCAAUGCGUCGGCUUCUUCGGCGAUGGACGACCUGAUGAUGGACUCGAGCUUUAUCGGGGUUGCCGGUGAUAUCAGAAGCGGACAGAUGCAUGUCAGACUGACAUGGAAGCAGAUCAGUCCCGAAAGGACUUCGCCAUCGCCAUCGGCCGCAGGAAAAGGCCGUCGCCUCCGAGUCGAUGAGAGUGGGUGCGCCCGGAUCCUCCAUGAUGUGUAUCUCCACAUGUUUCAGCACGAGAACAUGCAGCGACUGUUCUCGGAUCUCAACGUGCACACCAUAUCGAAAAGUUCGCUCGUACGCUACCACCGCGGAAGUUAUGCUCUGUUUCUACGGUUUGUGCGCAGCAGGAUCGCCGCCGACUGGGGCAAAGUCAUGGACCACCUCCUGAGGCUUAUCGAGACCGACUCAAGUCUCUUAAUGGGAAUGAAUUAUAUUCAGGAGCUAUAUCUGUUCCUUCAUAUCUUUGAAGUGUAUUCUGUGGACACUUUCUCGGGCCCGAUCAAGCAACCCUCCACUGCCGUUACGAAAGGAUUGGAGCGCUGGAAUGGCAUUCCCCCGGUCAUUUACGUGACAUUAAAGGUACCCAGGGAAAGACUCAGAGCGAUAACAAGUCUCGAGCCCGCGGAAAUUGGCACGCCAAUCGUUCACUGUGUCAUUCAGUCCUCCCCGGCGUCGAGGUCUGGGCGUUGGCAAAAUAUCUUUUCUGCCGUGCAGCUUUCUUUUGGAGACAUCUCCACGACUGGUGAGAGGCACAGUGACGCCUUCAGCCUCCAUAUCGUGGACGACGGGCUGAAAUGGAAUGGCAGUUCCGCCCUCUUCGUCUCGUUCCGGGCUCCGACAUGGACGUUAUUGAUCGAACCCCGAACUGCAUCAAUAGCCUUUGGAAUCCAGAGCACGCCACAAAGUUCAAGAACGUUCGCAAAGCGUCUUGGUAUUGAAAUGAAUAUUUACGAAACCAACUUAGGAGAUGAAGAAAACGUCUUCAUGACCAAAGAUCCACCAAAUCAGCCAGAGUCUGCUUCCCUUUGCACCCUCCCGAACGAUGAUUCAGAAGACUCGCCUCCCCAAGGCCAGGUUGCGCGGACCGUGAUCAGUGCAAAUGUCGACUCUAAUGCUCCGAGGAUCGCAGGCCUGACGGGGCGUCUUGAACUCCUCACGGAGGACGUCAAGGCGGCGAUGAAAAGUGGAAGCAAGGUCGAAAGUGUCCAGGUGUCUCCAUGCACCGUCAUCGCGACAGUAGGGCUGAUGGCCUCGCCGAUCGUUCUUGAAUUUCCCUCUCCCGUCCUUGCGAGGAGCAAAAUUAGGAUUGCAAGAAAGUCUUCAUACAUCGAAAUAGAAGCACCACUGGCCAAUGCAGCGGAUUGGAAAUGCUUCCCGUCAUUCAUCCAUCCCAUUUACCCAACACUUGGGCCCCCCGUGGUAUGGAAUACGCCUUAUACGAAUUUGGAAUGCCUGCCCACCAUCAAUACGUCAAGGAAACAAGGGAUCCAAUGGCUCGUGACGCAUUCCUCCUGUAUGUUUAGCAGCAAAGAGCGCGAGUUGAGAGACACUCCGAUGCUCGUAGAUCAGGACAAAGACGUUCGAGUUCGAUACAAAGACUCUCUAUUUUCACUUAUCAUGCACUUUUCCGGCUUGCAGGGUGAACAAGCCCAACUAUUUGGCCUUAACGACCCCACGGGUGGAGGGAUACACGUUCUGAUUUUCGUCGCUAGCCUCAAACUGGACGUUGCCAAUCAAACGGUCGUUCUGGACUCGGCAAUAUUACCGCUGACCAAAAGCCUGAUGCCGAGACUCAGGUCAUUCUUAGAAGCGCUUUCGGCUAUACGGUUAUGCAGUAUCAAGGUGGAUGCCGUCGAAUUGAAACUGUGGAGGCAGGUGCUGCCGGCGAUGGUCGAACGAUGCCGGACAUGGGAGCAUCGUCCUGACUGUGAAUAUCUGGCGGAAUCGCGCAUUCCCUUGUCUUUGGAGAACGGCCAGCCGCUCCUGUGCUCCUGUGGAAGCGGCCAGCUGCCGAAAACAUUCCUCACGGGCGUGCCACAUUGGGGUUCGGUGUCGAAAUACUUUGUUCGAGCAGCGCUGUCCCCGUGCUUCCCAGCUCCCUUUUGUGAGAAACUUUUUGAUUUCAGCAAGAUCAACAAAGCCAAUCCUUUCCCUCACAACGGUGGCGGAUGCAGAGCCUGGAGUGGGCUUGUUAACGUGUAUGCGAUGCCACGACGCGAAGUAUUGCUCGAAGGAAUGUCAACGGAUAGAUUGGAGGAACCACAAGCCUAA